This is a messenger RNA of Vollenhovia emeryi, 6714 nucleotides long. Its product is annotated as adenylate cyclase type 10-like. Gene Ontology annotation, biological process: cyclic nucleotide biosynthetic process; intracellular signal transduction. Bases 1 to 5292 code for a protein of 1763 amino acids. The record is from RefSeq and is a predicted model, not a curated record. The transcript has 29 exons. Gene Ontology annotation, molecular function: adenylate cyclase activity. Lineage: Eukaryota; Metazoa; Arthropoda; Insecta; Hymenoptera; Formicidae. Gene Ontology annotation, cellular component: cytoplasm.
AUGACGAUCGUGAAGCGAAAGAAAACGUCGGAUUAUAAUGAAAGGUGCGACGAAGCUAGGAACAUAAGGUUUACCGAAAUUGUGCAAUUGGCAGAUCGAUCCUCGCGUGCACGAUUGGAGCAACAUACCAAAAUAUUCGCGUCCAUGUGCCCCGACGAAAUCCUCGACCAUUAUGACAAUUACGAAACUAGGGAAUACGACACGACAUUGAUGCUCGGCGAUAUUUCAGGCUUCACAGACCUCACGGAAAAAUAUACAAAGACCGGCGUCGGCGGUCCCUCCAAGCUAUCGGAAACUUUGAACAGCUAUAUCGGUGCGAUGGUGCAGGAGAUCCUCUCGCAUGACGGUGACGUCGUGAAAUUCUCCGGUGACGCGUUCAUAGUGAUGUGGAAGCUCCAAGAAGGGAUGCUCAUGCGCGAUAUCGCGACGGAAGCGAUACAGACCGCGUGCAUCAUACAGAAACAUUUCGGAACCUACAACACCGACGUCGGUGUAACGCUCAGAGGUUUCGUUGCAUCAUUAAUGCAAUAUAGUAAAAUAUUGAAUUCUAACGUUCUCGAGAGUCGAACGUCAUCAAAUUUACAAGUUAAAGAUCGCAAGCAUAGUUUAUUUUAUUUUUAUAACACAAUACAAUUAUAUCAUAUUUUUGAAGAAUAUUGUACAAUAGAUUGCAAAGUCUUCCAUUCGACGAUAGCCCCACAGGUUAACUUAAUAAUAUUUUUAAUAGUAAAGCUUGCCAUUGCUUCCGGAAUAACGUACUUUACGUCUAUUGGAGAUCCAGAAACUAUGUCCUAUUAUGUUAUUACUGGAAAGCCUGUCUGGGAUGUAAAGUUUGCCGAAGGAUUGUGCCGAGGCGGUGAUAUUCUCGUAGCACCUAGUAGCUGGCAAUGGGCGAAUCCUAACGAGUAUGUUUGUGAAAAGUUACCGGAUGGUAUACAUACUCUGAUUAUAGCUUGCUCAGCAAUGUGGCAUCAUUCCAGAGCUCACGAUAUUCAUAAUGGCACUGAAAUCAAUAACAGAAACGCCGAGAAUAACAGAAACUUUUUCGAUUUACCGCGUGAUGCAAAUAAUGCAAAUUUAGUGAACUGGAUCGGUGAUACUCAGACAGAACAUGAUUUCGAGCAGGUCGAUUAUAGCUUGAGGCCCAAAGUCAUCAGGGCAGCUAAAGAGCGACUGAAGGAUUCAUUGAGAAGCUAUAUGCUCAGACCUGUUAUACGAUCCGUGGAAAUGGACGAGCCGUUGGAACAUCUUACGGAGAUGAGACAAGUGGUCAUACUCUUCAUUAACGUCAUCACAACGGUCAUGGAUAACAAAGGAUUGAUCUCGCUCGUUAGUGCAGCUUAUAAGUUAGUCUGCGGGAUAGUCUGCGAGAUGCACGGAUGCGUGAACAAGACGUCCCUUUUCGACAAGGAUCUGAUAUUCCUCUGCAUAUUUGGACUGCGUGGGGAUAAACACGUGCUGGAAUCGCAAAUCGGAUUGAGAUGCGCCAGUAAGGUGCGGCAAAGUCUCCUGGCGAUGAAGAACGUAAAAUCCGUGACGAUCGCCGUUACCACCGGGAUGACAUAUUGCGGUGUGAUCGGCCAUAUCUUACGGAGGGAGUAUACCGUGAUAGGAAUGUCGGUGAACAAGGCAGCGCGUUUGAUGGUCGCGUACAAUAACAAAGUGAUAUGCGAUCGUGAGAGCUUUCUACGCUCUCGUCUCGAAGCAAGGCACUUUAUACUUCAAGAGCCGCGACAUUUGAAGGGAAUUACAAAAGUUGGUCCUGUCUAUGAGUUUCAGGAACAUAUAAAAUUUAUUGCUCCUGAAUUAACACGAAGGAAGUAUCCUUUGCUUGGACGAGAAGCGGAAAUCAAGAUUUUUCGACAGAUGCUGUCGAAUCUAACAGCACAUCUCACCAUGGACGAAACAACACAGCAGUGCGAAUACAAUAUGUUGAUUAUAAAAGGCGAACCGAGGAUCGGCAAGACGAGACUGUUGGACGAAAUCUCACAGAAUAUUCCUACAGGUGUAUCACGCAACUAUAUCUCCUUGGUUAUGAACGAUGUUAAGGUUUCUUACAGUUUGAUCCAUCUGAUAUUUUCCAUGCCGCUGGGCUUCAACGUCGCCACCACCCCGAGAGACCGCGAAGAAAUACUGAUGUCACGAUUGGAAGGUGUCUGCGAGCCGGAAUUCCUUUGCGCCCUUAAUCAGCUCUUUAACGUGCAUUUUAUGAUGAGCUCGAGCUACACAGCACUAUCCAGAAAACAAAAGCGCAAAAUGUUGCGCAAGUUUUUGCUGAAACUGAUGAAGAGCUGCUUCAGGGAGCUCUGGGUAGUGAUCAUCGAUAAUGCACAAUAUAGUGACGAGGAUUCUAUGAAACUGUUUCGUACGAUAACUAACCAGAGCACAGUCUUAUUCAUCCUCAGUCUCGGACGCAAGCUGAACGGCGAGUAUGAAAUGGACCCCUCCGUUUUGGAGAAAGCGCGAAUUAUCGAAUUGGGUCGCAUAGACAAGUGGUAUCACGCAGCGCUCGCUUGUCAGAUUCUUGAUGCAAGUGGAAUUCCUCCGGAACUCGAAAGAUUGAUUCAAGAAAGAAGUUUUGGUAAUCCAGGUUGGAUAGAAAGUUAUUUAUUGAGCCUUACGCAGUCUGGUAGCCUUGUAAUAGUACAUAUCAGCAAAUUGAUUGCUGAGGAAAUGGGUUAUGUGCUUCCUCCCAUUUAUAUGCUGAAGAGGUUUGCCUCUGAGGAAACGUUUCUGAAUGACGGGAAUAAUGAAGAAGAAAGACGAUCAGACAAAUGGAAGAUGUACAGGGCAAGUUAUCGUAAUGGUCAAAUAUCUAUGAUGAGACCGCACGCCGUCCACAAAGCGGGAACUCCAAUUUAUGAUGAAGAGACAAUCGCCGUUUGUAAAUUUACGCAAGGGUUUGUGCCAGAAGAGGGAGAUACUGAAGUGACAAUGGACGUAAUGAUCUUGAAGAUUUUCGACUCGUUAACACCACUAGAUCAACUAUUAUUAAAAUGCGCCUCGGUAUUGGGAGAAAUUAUUAAUAGAAGCAUGCUACAAUACCUCAUGGAAGAUAAAUCUACGAGGGAAAUUGGACUAGCUGUCAAGAAACUCUUCGAGAUCCGAAUCUUUGGAUGCGCGCGUGGUGAUUUUACUAUGAGUGGCAGGCCGCUGGUGUUCUACAGAAAUAUAAGGAAAUUCAAUCUUGAAGCAGAAACUGAGUGCGAAUGUGUGGAUCUUAUGAUACCAGAGGAGCUAACUGACCUGCCACGUUACGCGUCUUGCGGUCUGAUGUAUUUUAAAAUGUCGAUGUUCCGCGAAACUACUUACAGAUCGCUCACGGAAAAUCAAAAGAUGGAAUUACAUAGCAAGGCGUUAAAAUAUCUUCGGCAACAUACCAAACGAUGUAUGACUUGCGGUGAGAUACAGUUUACAAGAUUGUUAGGAAAAACGCCCACGCAAGAGACUAGAAGAAGAAGAUUAACUGUCGAUAUCACCGAAAUGCAUCAGAUUGAAGAAUCAACUUACAAUUUCAAAGAAGAGACAGAAAACGACACGCAGCCGGAAACAGAGAGAACGCCGAUUUGUCUCAAUAUUUUUCGAAGUGUCAGGAAAUCCACCAAGACGUUUUCCAACGUUGACUUCGCCAAUUGUCAAUGCCAUCUUAUUCUAAUAACUGUCUAUGCUCAGAUAUUGGAACAUUGUCAAGGAAUCGGGAAACAAGAUAUGAUCGUGACAGCAAUUUUGGAGUUUGUGGAAAUUUGUUUAGCGAGCAAUAACGUACCUCAAGCUCGCAGACUUCUGAGUGACGCUGAAGCUUUGCUUCUGCAAAUGUUGGAGACCAACGAGGAGAAAUCGAUAGUUCUGCUUUAUCUCAUUGCAAACAUUCAGACGUUUCAAGGUAGAUGCCACUUGGAAAGCGGUUUACUUUCCGAAGCAAGCAAGAAGUUGAACGAUGCAAUGAGCAGUCUGGGCUACAAUUUUCCGCGACGUAAAUUCACAAUCGACUCGAAGUUGAUAAUUCAACUCGAACUGCUAAGGUGGAGAUUGGCCUGUCCCAAGCGUUGGAAAAUCGACGAUGAACUCACUACAAAUUAUGUCGAGCAACUAGCUAAUUGCUUGGCACAAAUGUUUAAUGUAUUUAGAGGGAUGAAGAAAAUGAAGAAACAUGCACGGUUAGCAGCCAUUUGGGGCUUAAAUGCUGCGCUGGAUGCAUCGAAUGACUUCCUCAUGCUUUGUACCUCGCUUACGCACAUGAUGAUCAUCGCACACGUCUACCAAACCAAGUCAAUUGUUCCUUAUUUGGAAAGACACGCUCUCAAUAUCUGUGCGAAGAAAGGAGAUUUACUCGAAUUCCAAGAGCUCAAAGCCAUUGCCGAGCUUUAUGCGGGAGUAUUUUUCUCGCGAUGGUUGAGAAGCGAGAUCAGCAAAGCGAUUAGAAUUGGUUUUAUCACGAUGAGAAUGGCGCAAACUCUGGACUCCGUGAACCUCAAGUUGCUCAUACUACCGAGACUAGUGCACCUGCUUAUGAUCUCGUGUCGCCAUUCGGAAGUCGUGACUUUGCUGAGAGAAUUAGAAUUCGCGUCACGAAACAACUUAGAUAAGUCGGGUCGUACUUGGUACUACGCCAUGUGUGCUGAUGCGCUACUCGACACCGGCCUCACAGUCCUCUCGUUUCAAAAUUGCGACGAAUAUUAUCUUCAAGAAGGAGAGACCAUAAUUAGCGUACAUGAUCCUGAAGCAGAAAGACGAUAUUUCACCUCCAUGUGGUUAUGGUGCGUCAGAAUGCAGCAGUGGGAAGCUACGAAAGUUUGGAGCAAUAGAAACGUGACAGCCGAAAGUAUGGUGGACGAGCACAAGGUAGCAGCAACGAUUACUGCACUAAAGAAAAUCGAGGGAUUGCUUAUUUUAUAUGUAAAGGAAGUUACUAACAGGAAUAUAAACGCAUUGAACACGCUAACAGAAAUCAAGUAUGAAUUCAAACAUGUUGGGAGUAUGAUAAAGAUUGUAAAAAUUGCAGUCCCCAGGUAUAUGUUGAUGAAAGCUUAUUAUUACAUGAUACAGUCACGAAAAAGUGCUGCGAUAAGUAUGCUACGAAAGGCGAAGAAGUUAGCUAUAAAAGUAGAUAACAGAAUGAUUUAUGCAUGGGCAAAUCAUUGUCAGCAAGCUUGGCUAGGUGCUAUAUCCACCAUACACGAAGAUUUAUGGAAAGAAAAAACUAUGAAGGUACAUAACGGAUGGGAUGAGGUAAAUGCCAACGAUUCGACCAUGAUUCCUUUUACACUUCCAUUACCGAAGUAUAUGUUAUAAAUAUCUGUAAUUUUAACGCAUAAAAAGUACCUAAUUAAUAAUAUUUCUUGAGUUAAUAAAAUUUGUCCACUCUUAUCUUCUUGUUAAAAUAGAUAUACAGAUCGCAUUUAAGAAAUUAUCAUAUGCUUAGUUUACUAUUACACAAGACAAUUACAAUAUUUAUUUCGGUCAAUCUAUUUACUUAUAUUCAUUUAACAGUUUUCUAAGACUCUCGGUAGACAGUGAUAUGUUCUGCGUAUAUAAAUUUUCAGAUCUUUUCUUUUUCUUAUCUCAAGAAAUAUCCUAAAAAUAAAUUGUAAUAGUAUUUCAAGACGUUUAAUCGCCCUUUGUUGCAAUACCGCGACGACAUGUAAUAUAACAUUAAUACUGCAAGCGGGCGGUUUGGUUCUUUACCUCACCACCGUCACCCAGUUGCACCUGUUUCGUGGCUCACGGACCAAAUGCGGAUCGUUAAACGCAAUUAUACGGAUCAUUGUGCAAUGGUGCGCGGUGCUGUGCACCAUGCGGCUGUGUGCGUUUCGUUAGUGAUAACUAAGCAGUUGAGAAGCGGUCACUGUUGAGUGAAUGGUGAUCGGUAUAAACAAGCCAGUGCUACUCGGGAGAGACCUACAUAUCUUUCUUCUGAACCAACGUGAAGCAGAGACGUUUUACUGCUUAGACCCCAUGGAUCAGAAAUCCAAAACCAGAGGAAUAGAAAAGUUUGAAAAUUUAUUUCACCUGAUUUAUUUAAAAAAUCAAUAUAUAAAUUUGAGAAUACACAUAUAGUUUUACGGAACAAUAAUGAUCAUAUUCUCCAAAACAAAUUUUGUUUACAAUUUUUGCGGAUGAUAAGUCUCUGAAAGAUUUUCUCACGCUGUAGUUUCCCCCUUUUCUUGUUUCUUUUUUUUAAGUCGCAGCUAGUUCUGAAAGAAAAUCGAACUGGAACAAUAAAAGUUGUCAUCUCUAAGUUCUACUUUUAAUUUUGUUAACACAUAAUAAAAAUAUAAAAUAAACACUUGAGGCCUAUGUAUAAAUGAGCUAAAGCGCCACUGUCAGAAGAAACGUGCACCGGUUCUUUUACGUGACAAGGGAAGAAAAAGACGCACCGAUCGUUUCUCUUGCUAUGCGCGUCUUUCUUUUUUAAUCUGACAAGGACUAUCUGUUUUUUUUCUACUUCCACAAGGACUCGGUGCACUAUCGCUCGCGCUCAUUGAUCCGCGCGAGUGCAUUUAUGCAGAUUAUUAUGUGCAAUUUGUGUCACAUGAGAGAAAUGUCGAACGAAAAUAUUGGCAACUGUUUAUCGCAUAUACAAAUGCAACCACUUAUUCGAAUUGGUCUACAUCGAAUAUAUAACACAUUAAGAUGACGGCAUCUCGACGAAACUUAAAUAUUUUUAUGCAUAAUUUCGUGUAUACACAAUGCUAAUUAAUUUGUGUAUACAUA